Molecule: messenger RNA, 3915 nt
Organism: Cuculus canorus (common cuckoo)
Lineage: Eukaryota; Metazoa; Chordata; Aves; Cuculiformes; Cuculidae
Gene: IGSF22
Product: immunoglobulin superfamily member 22
Molecular function (GO): protein binding
Source: RefSeq, a predicted model, not a curated record
AUGCACACCAACCUGAAACAAGCUAAAGUUAAAGGUAAACCAAAGCUUAAUGUAACAUGGAAAAGAGAGAGUGGUCUGAAUGCAUCCUCUGAGAUGAUACAGGCCAGAAGGGAGUGGUUUCCCAGUGGCAUCUCCAUUGGCCAGGAGUCUGUGGGCGGGGCUGAGUGUGACUCGCAGAGGGCGAGGAAGCCCUGGCUCCUGGAGGAUGCGUACCAGGCCUGGGAUGAUGUCAAAUUCUGUAUGUGUGAUGUUCAUGCUCUAACUGGGGAUCCUACCAAGCUCUGCAUUGUCCUGAAUGACACAAAGGUGGAAGGAACGUGGCUCAAAAGAUGGCAAAUAAGUAAAAUGCUCAUGAUCUUGGCAGUACGAAGGACACAGCUUUGGAUGCCCUUUUCUGGCAGCUUGCAGACACAGAAAAGAUCUCAAGCUGUAUUUGCAGCUGCAGCUUUCAGAUGUCUUCUGUUCUUUCCAGAUUCUCCUGGUAUCGAAGAAUCUGUCCUCAAGCUUUUUGCUGCACACAGCGUUACUGUGAAGACUGAGCAUACAGCAAGCAUCAAGGUACCUUUCAAGCCCAAAGUUACGUGGUUUAAAGAUGAUAUUGAGGUGGCAAGGCAAGAACAAAUGGUGAUGGAGAAAGCCAGUCACUGCAUCACAAUCAAAACCUGUCUGAGAGAAGACAGUGGUACCAGGUCGCUCUGGUCAGCUGUAGACAAACUAAAACCCCCACAGGGGAAAGCAGAGUUCCUAACACAUGGGGAAAAUGUUAAAAUGAGAUGGAAAGCACCCAAAGGCAAUGGAGGAAAACAGGUGAUUCACUUUGUCAUCAAGAGGAGAAUGGCUGGAGGAAAAAAAUCGCAGAUCAAAGUAGCAGUGGUGAAAAGCAACUACACCACUUUUGCUACAGAAAGAGAGAGGGAGGGAGGGAAAGCCUGCUAAUUCAGAAUAUGAACCAUCAACUCUGAGGACCUCAUCAAGCCGCUGGAAACUGAAGAAAUUUUUGGUGGAGAACCUAUUAGCCAGCAAGUUUUAAUGUGGUUUCACAGUCCUACUUCCCAUUGGUUUUGUCCUCUUCUCCUUGCCAGUCCCCAGAAGAACACUGUCCCCUGUGCUUUAGGGUGGACAAAUUCCAAGGAGCCUCUGAGACAGGUGUCUCAGCCUCAAGCUGUAGAUGUCAGGAAAGAUAAUCUCACCAUUACCAGGAACUUCCCAGCCCACAAUGGAUACUCCCCAGUGCAAGGUUACAUCAUAGAAAAAAGGAAGAAAGGCACCAAUCUUUGUGUCCCAACCACCGAGGAGCCCGUUCAAGGUCAGACCGAGAUUAUUGUCAGUACCAGAUUCAAAGUGAAAGUUUCCUGGAGGAUACAGAAUGAGUUCCGUGUGAUAGAUAUAAACUGUGGAGGCCUUGGACCUCUCAGAUACAUACUAAAGAUGAGAGCUGAGGACACCAAGAAAUGGAAAAAAUGCACCAAGAUCCCUAUUACUAGUACCACUUACACUGUGGGAGGCUUGCAGGAGAGACAAAUGCUGCUUCUGAACCUAGCUGUGAACCAAGCUGGUGUGGGAGGCACAGUGGAGUUACAGGAAGGAAUUCUAGGAGUGCCACCUUCAGUGGUACAGGGCUCAUCACCACCAGUGAUGUGGCAAAAAGAAGGCAUAUCAACAAGAGGGAGGUCAAGAACCAUCAUCCACAGCACCAAGCUUUCUGACCUGUACCAGAUUAUCCUCAAGAAUUAUUAUUGAGAUGCCCUUAACAACAUUUAAAUGCAAGUUGCAGAUUUCCCCUGGCCACCCAGUAAUCUACAGCUGGUUUAAGAAGUCCCCAACACUGUGACUAUAAAUGCUAGCUUAGAUGUAGAAGAUGGUUAGCAGACUGAUUAUGGUGUCCCAAAAUGUGACCUCAGUACUGUCAUGUGGUUCACAGCCACAGAGAAGGUCUGCAGCAAUAGGUACACCUUCACUGACCUGCACCGAGGAAGGAAAUACUUCUUCUCAGAGUGUUCUCACUUCAAAAUGGAGAAUCCCAGGAAGGACCAUUCUUCCCAGUUCAUCGCCCCACUGAAGAGCCACAGCAUGAGUCCUGACAACAACUGCGCCAUGAGCUGUGCUUUCAUCAGCAACACCCACUCAACAGUGACCCUGUAAAAGGGCAAUGUUAGCAUCACAUUCAAGUCUAAGUUGUGGGUCAACUCAAAAAGUAGCAUUGAUUUGCAUAUGAUCCCUACAACUUGCAGCUACAAACUGGUCAUCUGUGAAAAAGAUUAUAAAAGCCUCCUGGACACAGUGACAGAAAGUUUGCAGAAGCCAAAACACAAUAUGUAAUUAGUGGAACUAGCUCUGCCUAGUCCAGCAUGCAGAACAGCAUUGCUGUGGCUGCGUAUUUUCUUGUUGUUUGUGUCACUCAAACUGCAACUGUCCUUGGCUUUUAUAAUGGUCAAUUAAACUAGGUGGAGAAGUGGAGCUUCUGCUCAUCAGGGAUGCUUCUGGUGGUUACUCUUCUUUCCCUUUCGGUGGUUUUGGGCAGCAGGGUACAUGUUAAAUGUGAUAUUUCUAAUACCAUCUGCUAAUGUAUGUAAUAAAAGGAGGCAGACUACAGUUCUCUCUUCUAUGUAUCAGUUUGCUUCCACAAUGGUCAAGGAGAAUCCUGCUUCUGAGUUCAAGAGGAGGCUUGGGUUCUGUCCCCAUGUCUCCAGAUAGCCCAGCAGGACCUCCAUCAUGAUCUAGGCCUCACUGUGUCAGACUGUAUAUAAACAUAAUGUAAGCCGUAAAUUUGAAUUACUUAAAUACUUGCAAUACCAAGACAGUAAAUACCGUCUGCAAGUUUGUAAAUGAGGGAGACGCUUUGUGAAAGAGCUGGCUGUAGAAGGUAAAACUUGAGAUCCAGAAGGGUCCAGGAACUUCACUGCUAGUGACUAAGACUAGGUAAGGAAUUGCAGAAUAUCUGAGUGAUUGAAAGAUCAACAGAUUGACAGAUAGAUAAAUACACAUAUAUAUACACUAGUGCUGGUUCUUUUAAUUAGACUGAAUUCUUCCAGGAGCCAGUUGUGGAAUAAAAGCAUAGCAGUGACAAGCCACAGACACACACUCAGUCCGAUAAUAUUUCACCUUUGUUCCAUCUGGAGCUAGGAAGGAGGUGUGAGGAAACAGGAUGCUCCUCCCAGGCAGCUUCUAAGCUUUUGAAAGAAAUUACAAAAGACCAAAUUAAAGAAAGAGGAAAGGAGCAGCCACUUUUGCUUGCCGUUAACCCAUUUAGGCUGCUUUGAAAAGAAUUUUGUAGUAUUUCUGCCUGGUACCCAUUCAUUCUCACAUCAGGAGCCACUCUACUUCAGAAGUGGAACAUGAAGGACUCUGUUAUGCCUGCAAGCAGAUCCAUUUAAUGGACUGGGAGCAGUUACACGAUCUUUGUCUUUAUGCUAUAAAUCCUCAAAACCUGUUCCACUGGUGACAGAUGGCCUGGUUCAGGAUUAAUGAAACCAAAUAUCUGUGCCACUGCAUCAAACAGCUGACGAAUCAGAUCCACACUUAGAGAAAAAUGUCCAUGGCACCCUACUUUUUCCUCCUGGAAAUUUUUCUGGAGUGAGGAAGGCUAUUUGUCUGGGCUUUCUGGGCAGCAAGCAGCCUUCCCAGAGCAAUUCUUUGCAUCAUGCUGCCUUCUCCCUGGAAGUGUGGACAAAUGGCCAUUGUAUGUGGGACUGGCUGUAGCAGCAAGGGGCGAGUGUGCUUCAGGGCUCCACAUCCCAGAGCACCUGAGACGUGUUGUAACACAAGCCACGUGCCAUGAUUUCAGUGCUGCCUGGUUAUUUUGUGUUGAUGUGCUCUGUGGGGGUGCACGUGGCUGUGUUUCAGGGUUCCCCAGACAGGAAUACAGUGUUAGUCAGCUUCAGCACGGUGCUGAGUAGCUCCAGGGCAGAGCCUCCC